AUGUUUCAAUGUAGUAGACGACCGCCAAUUCUGCAAAGUCAUUUAGGUAUGCACAGCGAUAUUAACAGAAAAGACAAAUGCUUAAAACAGUCGUUACCACUCAAUACACGCAGUAUGUCCAACCGCAAUAUACACGCCAGUUUCGCACGUUACUGUUUUCUACUGUUAAUGUACACGUCGCUCCUGCAACCAAUACCACGACUCGGACGCCUCAUGUUCAUUCUACGUCUGGCCUGGUUCGUCUGGCUCGCAAUAUCAUUUACUGCUGUCGUAUAUGAGUUACUAACGAACCCUUAUGAUAGUGUCGGUUCCAUAGUAGGCAGCGCAUUAUUCAUAUUCAACUUACUAACAAACGUGGUGACCUUCAUAGAGUCAAUAUGUAAGUGCGAGCACUAUCAAGAGCUUUUGCGUCUCGAGCGCGAAGUUGACACUUUAUUGGUAAACAAAAUUGACGUCCAGACGAUAAUUGAGGUGCGCGUUUGGCACAUGGCCUUCUACGUUGUACUCAUACAGAUCAUCUACGAUGUCGUACAACUCGUUAUUGCCUUCACCGGUUAUAAGUCGCCGGUCUUCUAUUACGUCGUAGUAAUAUUAUUCAUCCAACGUGCACGUUAUGCCCAGAUCACAUGCGCGAUUGCGCGUCUAAAUGCACGUUCACUUUGCUUGAUCACGCUGCUGCGUGUGUUGGUAAAAGCGAAUCGUCCAAGGCAUAAAUACUCGAGCGAAGUUUGGCAACCAUAUGCAGUGUGGGAAUUUGAAUAUUUGAAUUUACUGCGUCUCAUACAUGGUCGCCUGUGUGAGUUGCAUCGCUGCGUAAGCAAUUGCUUCAGUUGGUCCAUAGUCAUUUUGCUCUUUAGCACAUUCUUCACAACGGUUUCCAAUCUAUUUUGGUGCAUUGAAAUCAUAAGAACUAAUUUUCAAUUCGGCCAAUUCGCUUAUGAUGCUCUAACCAUAUUGAGGCUAGACACUUUAGCUGCCGUGUUACUGUUUACAGCUGAGCAGGCAAAGAAGCAUAAUAUGCUCCUCGGCGGGCUCUUCCUCAAUUUGGCGAAACCACUGGGCAACAAGACAUACAAUGAUCUCGUUUCCAAGUUCUCACUACAAUGUCUACAGCAAGGAUUCAUGAUAAAUGUGAAAGGAUUUUUCUCUUUGAAUUUAUCGUUACUGGGUGAUCUGAUCGUUUUAUCAAGUACAUAUCUGGUGAUCCUCAUGCAAUUCGAUCUAUAUCAAGGAAGUAAUACAAAAGUAAAUGUAAUUUAUAAUUCAAUGGCUAACGAAGAAUCCAUGAAAACCGAAAAAUUCCCAACCAUUAAUUGA
Molecule: messenger RNA, 1317 nt
Organism: Ceratitis capitata (Mediterranean fruit fly)
Lineage: Eukaryota; Metazoa; Arthropoda; Insecta; Diptera; Tephritidae
Product: putative gustatory receptor 39b
Exons: 3
Coding region: 1-1317 (438 amino acids)
Biological process (GO): sensory perception of taste
Cellular component (GO): neuronal cell body; membrane; axon
Source: RefSeq, a predicted model, not a curated record